CUGUCCGUGGUCUGGACCCUGGACAUAGUCAGCGCCUGCGCACACAGUAGAUUGUUGCGUGUCAUGUUGAUCAACGCUAAAACUGGCUAGUCAACAUGUCCACCUCUGCUGCUCAGCAAUACAAUAACGCAGAGCCCGGGCUUCACGGCUCUUGGGUAGAGCUGGAGCUGAAUGGGAACACGGGGACCCAGGGCUUGCAGCCCGACCUGCUAAUGACACCCGCUGCUGACCAAAUAAACGCAAAUGCUGGCGUGAGUCAAACUCUGCAGACCUUGGAAGUGGUGCCUGAGAAUGAUGAGACCCUUAUUGGGGGAUUAGAGCAUGUGCCGUCAUCCUCCUCCAUCCACAACGGAGACAUGGAAAAGAUCCUCCUGGACGCACAGCAUGAAUCUAGCCCAAGUAGCUCCUCCUGUGAUAGUCCUCACAGGCCACCAAGUCCAGAUCAGGAUGAAGGUCAGAUAACUUUUGAUGUGGAGAUGUCCAGCCCAAGAGAUAGUCAGUCAGAGGAAGAUGGUGCGGAGAAGGACAGAGAGGAAGACAUCCUAAUGAAGACAGAAGUAGACUGGGUCUCUGACUGGUCCAGCAGACCAGAAAACAUUCCACCAAAAGAGUUCCACUUCAGGCAUCCCCGACGUUCAGUAUCUCUCAGUAUGAGAAAGAGUGGAGUCAUGAAGAAAGGUGGCAUCUUCUCUGCUGAAUUCCUCAAAGUCUUCCUCCCUUCCUUACUCAUCUCACACAUCCUCGCUCUUGGCCUCGGGGUGUACAUCGGGAAGAGAAUUGCCACAGCCUCCACCAGCUCUUACUGAAUAGAGGAAGAAGCAGUGCCUGGAUGUUUUCCUGUCUCCACGUCUCUCCACCAUCCUCCUGUAGUCGAGAUGUCUCUCUGCAUCUAUUGUACGCUCACAUUUCCCUUCCAGUCAGCAUCCAAUUGUGUCCCAUUGUAGAUGUUAGGUAUAAAGGUGUACACAUUACGUAAUGUGGUUGCACUACAUCACAUUUUGACACCGAGCAACAUUGUAUCUGUAGCAGUUGUCACUAACUUGAAUCCAGUAGAUAACAGAUGCUGUUUCUGAAUUUGAUGUCAGAUGGCUUCAGGGUUUUGGAUUUUUUCUGAAAUUUCUCAACUUGUUUUGAUGUUAUGACAUGAGAAAUCUGGCCCUCUCCUAGGAAUGAAUGAACCAAAAAUAUGCGCCAUAUCUGCAAUACAAACUAACUGAAUUGGCUCUGGGAACAGAAGGGACUUUUAUCGCCUUAACUUUUUGAGCUUAACAUUCAAGGUGCAGUAAACUGGCAGGUGGGCAACAAUGAUGCUGCACAAGUGGGAUUUGUUUUUAAAUUCCACACAUUUUUGAGGGUAGAACUUGAAUCAUGUUGACUCCUGAGGGUUUCAUUUAAAAGCUUUGUUUUUUGUUUUGUUUUUUUAAGGUGGAAAGCUUAAACAUUGAUGUAGUAUGUAGCUCCAACAUUUUACAGUGGGGUUGUUUGAGGAUACUAUGAUUAUGGAACAGAGGCCGGAUGGCAUUUUACCAGGCCAUAUGCUAUUUUUAUUUCUUUUUGCCUACAUAUCUUCUUCUUUAACACAUAAUAUAGCAGCAAUGGCAAAGUGCCAAAUUUUAUUUUUCACCACUGCACAUUGGUGAUUUAUCUUAGACUGUUUUUUGGUUUUCUUAUAUGUUUAGUUAUUUAAAGAUGUAGAUGUAAAAAAUUAUUAAAGCUGUGAUCUGCCCCAUGUAAUAGACACCUCUUGACAUUGUACAAUUUGUUUAUACAUUGGUAUUAAUGCAUAUUAUGCAUGCUUAUGAAUUGUUGCAGAGUAAGUAAUGUGUUUUUGCUGUUGUUUAAUUGCUGAAGGGUCAGUUGCAGAAACCACGGCAGAGGAAGGUAUUUCUAGGGGCCUCAUUUAAGAGUGUUAUCUGACUUAUAUCUAGAUUUCACUUUGCAAUCAUUUCACAUAGUUGAUACAAUUAACAGCGUACAUUGUGUGUAGAACUUCCAUAAAAUGACAUAAGAAGCAUUUCCUGAAGAAAAUGCAUGUGAUUUCUGUAUAUUGAUGCUGAUUGGAUGACUGGAUUACUCUUCUGUCAGUGUUUGUUAAUGGAUGGCAUUACAAUCAUAUGAGAAAUCAUUGGCCAUAAUGUACAAUAUUUGCUGUAGUGACAGUAUUGGCUGUAGUGACAGUAUUCGUUUUCAAGCUCUCAACAUGCAUUUAGGCUUUAAUACAUUACAUAACUUAUACUAACUCAUAAACUGUACAUGCCAUCAUAACAGGCUUAUGUACAGUUGAUCAGUGUGCAAUACAGAUCGUUUUGGAAUUUGAAUAAAGUUUGUACUGUAUACAGUGGCUGAGAUAUAAAUACCAAGGAAGUGAAUAGAGCUCCAUAGACCUUAAUGCAUUAUUUAAGCCAUAAUAACUAAGAAAAUGAACAUAUCAUUAUGGGCUUCUUAGUGAGCAGCAAGUUAAUUAAUUUACAUUUCAUAAACAAGAAUAUAAUAAUAAGUUUGAAAGAGAAUAGACAGAAUUAUUUCAUGUCUGGAUAGGUUUUCAAAUAGGAUAAAUCAUACAGGCCAUCAGCCCUCUCUGUCCCUUGCCUGGCAAAUUCAGUUGUCACCACUCCUAUAUCCUCUGCUAAAUCCACGUCCUUCCCUUCUGAAUUGGGUAAGGUUUAAACUCCUCUUCCAACUUAAUAUCCCUUAACUUCUGUGAUAACCUAGCUACGUUAACAGAACACAAUCAGUAAAAAAUGAAUUCUUAUUUGUGUUAUUAGCUAAAUCAUUUUAAAAAAGCUUCAAAAUAUCCUCAUGCAUGUGUAACCCUUUUCAAAUCCAGGGAAGAUUCACUAAGAGCAAUGCUCUUUUU
Messenger RNA from Xiphias gladius (swordfish), 2857 nucleotides. RefSeq names its product BCL2 interacting protein 3 like a (gene bnip3la). NCBI's taxonomy places the organism in Eukaryota, Metazoa, Chordata, Actinopteri, Istiophoriformes, Xiphiidae. The transcript has 6 exons. The record is from RefSeq and is a predicted model, not a curated record. Gene Ontology annotation, cellular component: mitochondrial outer membrane; mitochondrial envelope; nucleus. Gene Ontology annotation, biological process: mitochondrial outer membrane permeabilization; positive regulation of apoptotic process; defense response to virus. The coding region runs from base 96 to 806 and encodes 236 amino acids.